AUGUCCAGAUCGGGUGAUAGAACGUCCACCUUUGACCCGACACACAGCGACACGCUGCUGCACGGGCUCAACUUGCUGUGGAGGAAGCAGCUCUUCUGCGAUGUGACUCUUACUGCCCAGGGACAGCAGUUCCAUUGCCACAAAGCUGUGCUGGCGUCCUGCUCUCAGUACUUCAGGUCUCUCUUCUCCAGCCACCCGCUGAACAAUGAGGGCAUUUCCAGCAAGGACCAGGGGAGCAGCGGAACCCCCUCCUCCUCCCCCGAUGAGAAGCUUCUGGCAAGCCCCAGAUCCAUCAACAACCUGGUGCUACAGGGCUGCUCCUCCAUUGGGCUGCGGCUGGUCUUGGAGUACCUGUACACUGCCAACGUGACCCUUUCCCUGGACACUGUGGAAGAGGUGCUUUCUGUCAGUAAGAUACUCAACAUUCCCCAGAUCACCAAGCUUAGUGUGCAGUUCCUCAAUGACCAGAUCUCUGUGCAGAACUACAAGCAGAUCUGCAAGAUUGCUGCGCUCCAUGGGCUCGAUGAGACAAAGAAGCUGGCAAACAAGUACCUGGUGGAGGACGUGCUGCUGCUGAACUUUGAGGAGAUGUGCAGCAUGCUGGAUGCACUCCCGCCUCCGGUGGAGUCGGAGCUGGCACUCUUCCAGAUGUCGGUGCUAUGGCUGGAGCAUGACCGUGAGACGCGCAUGCACUACGCCCCCGACCUGAUGAAGAGGCUGCGCUUCGCCCUCAUCCCGGCCCCUGAGCUGGUGGAGCGGGUCCAGUCUGUCGACUUCAUGAGGAGUGACCCCGUCUGCCAGAAGUUGCUGCUGGAUGCCAUGAACUACCACCUGAUGCCCUUCAGACAGCACUGCCGGCAGACCGUGGCCAGCAGGAUUCGCUCCAACAAAAGAAUGCUCCUCUUGGUUGGAGGCCUGCCCCCAGGGCCAGACCGCCUGCCCAGCAAUCUGGUGCAGUACUACGACGAUGAGAAGAAAACGUGGAAGAUCCUCACGAUAAUGCCUUAUAACAGCGCUCAUCACUGUGUGGUUGAGGUGGAGAAUUUCCUGUUACUCAUUGGUGGAGAAGACCAGUGGAACCCCAAUGGAAAGCACAGUACAAAUUUUGUGAGCCGCUAUGAUCCAAGAUUCAACAGCUGGAUACAGCUCCCACCCAUGCAGGAAAGGAGAGCCAGUUUCUUUGCCUGUUGCUUGGAUAAACAUCUGUAUGUCAUUGGAGGAAGGAAUGAGACAGGAUACCUGUCCAGCGUGGAGGCUUACAAUUUGGAGACCAACGAGUGGAGUUAUGUGUCUUCAUUGCCGCAGCCCCUGGCAGCUCAUGCAGGAGCAGUUCACAAUGGGAAAAUAUACAUCUCAGGUGGAGUACACAAUGGAGAAUAUGUAUCCUGGCUUUAUUGCUAUGACCCCACCAUGGAUGUGUGGGCCAGAAAGCAGGACAUGAACACAAAGCGUGCUAUACAUGUUCUGGCAGGAAUGAAUGAUCGUCUUUAUGCUAUCGGAGGAAAUCAUCUGAAAGGAUUCUCCCACCUAGAUGUCAUGCUGGUGGAGUGCUACGACCCCAAAGCAGACCACUGGAACAUCCUUCAGACUCCAAUUUUGGAAGGCCGCAGUGGGCCAGGCUGUGCUGUGCUUGAAGACAGUAUUUUCUUGGUUGGUGGAUACAGCUGGAGUAUGGGAGCGUACAAGUCAUCCACUAUCUGCUACAGCCCGGAGAAAGGCACAUGGACGGAGUUGGAGGGUGACGUGGCCGAACCACUGGCCGGGCCUGCUUGUGCCACUGUGGUGCUUCCAGCCUGCCUGCCAUACAACAAGUAG
Messenger RNA from Scleropages formosus (Asian bonytongue), 1815 nucleotides. It is a transcript of the gene klhl14, whose product is annotated as kelch-like family member 14. Lineage: Eukaryota; Metazoa; Chordata; Actinopteri; Osteoglossiformes; Osteoglossidae. Gene Ontology annotation, cellular component: neuron projection; endoplasmic reticulum; neuronal cell body. The record is from RefSeq and is a predicted model, not a curated record. The coding region runs from base 1 to 1815 and encodes 604 amino acids. Gene Ontology annotation, molecular function: protein binding. The transcript is spliced from 8 exons.